Pogonomyrmex barbatus (red harvester ant) is the source of this 3021-nucleotide messenger RNA. It is a transcript of the gene dnt, whose product is annotated as tyrosine-protein kinase Dnt. NCBI's taxonomy places the organism in Eukaryota, Metazoa, Arthropoda, Insecta, Hymenoptera, Formicidae. Gene Ontology annotation, biological process: multicellular organism development; cell surface receptor protein tyrosine kinase signaling pathway; positive regulation of kinase activity. Gene Ontology annotation, molecular function: ATP binding; protein tyrosine kinase activity. Gene Ontology annotation, cellular component: plasma membrane; signaling receptor complex. The record is from RefSeq and is a predicted model, not a curated record.
AGGCAGGCACGCCGCGCGCUCUCCAUGAGAGCGUCUCCGCUCCGCUCGCACCAUUCCGCGUUGCUACACCGUCCUGUCGAUUUCGUCGUACGCGCGUCGCUCGACACGCGUCGAGGAGCAUCGGGACGUCGAAGCGAAAGUUCCGGAGAGGAAAUCGCGUUUCUCGCGUGUGGGAGUGCCCCUGCGUCGGAUAUAACGCGCGUGUCGAACGUGCGAGCUGUCAAACGGGAGCGCCCGGACCGGCGCGCUUUCGCGCGGAAUCUCACGCCGCCAGAAAAAAGGCGUCACGUGCAGACGCCUUUGGGGAGAGGUGGUGGUCCUGUCGCGGGGUGGUCGUCGUCGCCGCGUCGCGGAUUUGCAUCGCGCGAAAUAUGAACGGCGCGUAGCGAGUGUGUUGUGCGGGUGUUCUCGCGCGUGCGGCCGUAAAUAUACAAGCCAAGUGUAAGCGUCACGUGGCGAUCACGAUGCUCUGGCGACUCGUGAUCCUGCUGAUCGUCGUCGCGCGGCCAGCCGCGAGUUACUUCAAUCUCUUCCUCAGCUUCGCCGAGGUUCGCAAGCUACUCGGAUUAGAUGGAGAAUUAUUUUAUGUCAGAGAGGGCGUUGUAAACGAGUAUGCUAUCAAGUUCAUCGUUCCUGUACCAGCUUUGAUUGACAAGCUUCAUUUCACAUGGGAAAAUCUCGCCGGUAGACCGCUACCAUAUCAGAUGUCUGUGGAUAUCAGUAAUCCUUCGGUGUUAAGCAGUUCUCUGAACAUCUCUCAAGCCGGCGAAAUACCUAUCGGCAGUCUGCAAACGUGGGCUUUGUCGUUGCACUGCGGACCCUACAACGUCGAGGUCGACCUUAGUCUCCGAAUAACUGUUUCGUUAUCAAGAAGAAAUAUCACCAGCUUGGAGUUCAAGAGAAAAAAGAUCUGUAUGAAGAAAGAAAGUUACACCGAACCCGAGGAAGUUCUAGUCGCCGCCUCCGGUUCUACUUCUGGCGGUCAAAUCUUUUACGCAGCGAUUGGUUGCGCGUGUGCAUUUAUCGCGGCUAUUUUCGUCUUGAUUAUGGCUUACUACGUACGCGAUAAGAAGACUAGAAGACAUCGAGAUCCUCUUCAAGAAUCUAGAGGACUCAGUUCGGCAUGCAGUAUGGAAAGAGGCACCGGAGUAGGACCUGCACAAACUUUCUUGUCGCCGGAAACACCUCCACCUGCGUCCGCUGCGUCAGGAUCGUCUUACAGAAGGCUGGAUGAUCGUUCUAACAGAGAACUUCAUGAAAGAAUCCAAGAAAUUACCGUGCAAAGAUGUAGGGUGCGUCUCCUCAGUAUCGAAUUGGAGGGAACAUUUGGGCGCGUGUAUAGGGGCAGUUACCACGAAGAAGGCGCUUCAUUGCCGAAAGAUGUACUAGUGAAAACUGCUGCCGAGCACGCAUCUCAAUCGCAAGUGGCUCUUCUGCUACGAGAAGGUUUAGCCCUAUAUGGACUCAGUCAUCCAGCGUUACUUCCAGUUCUCGGUGUUUCCAUCGAAGACAGAAGCGCGCCUUUCCUGCUGUACCCACACACGGGCUACAAAAACAUGAAGAGAUUCUUGCUGAGAUGCAAGUUCAGUAACGAAGGACCUCCAAGGGCUCUUACCACACAGGAAGUUGUCGAAAUGGCACUUCAAGCUGCCAAAGGUGUACAAUAUCUUCACAGAAAGAGGCUCGUUCAUAGAGACUUAGCCGCCAGAAAUUGCGUGGUGGACGACGAUUUGAGAGUACAGAUCACGGAUAACGCUUUAGCUAGAGAUCUGUUCCCACAAGAUUAUCACUGCCUUGGCGAUAACGAGAAUCGUCCCAUCAAAUGGCUAGCGAUAGAAAGUUUACUCAGUAAAACCUUCACCACAGCUUCUGACGUGUGGGCAUUUGGCGUUUUAUUAUGGGAGCUAACGACGUUGGCGCAACAACCAUAUGGAGAAGUGGAUCCAUUUGAAAUGGCAUCCUAUCUCCGAGAAGGAUACAGGUUGGCGCAACCGAUAAACUGUCCGGACGAGCUGUUCGCAGUGAUGGCAUAUUGCUGGGCCAUGUCAGCGGAAGAAAGGCCAACGUUUAGUCAACUCAUUAUCUGUCUACAAGAUUUUCAUACUCAAUUAACGCGAUAUGUUUAAUUGAGUAGUAUGCUUGGCUGUAAAGUAGGACUGAACCUUUCUAUUAACGUGUCUCCAUUAAAUUUUCAAACAUAUCGAAACUUUUAUCGAAAGACUAUUAUGUAACGAGAUGCGCGUGUAUAUAUCAUUCUAGUUUAUUUAAGAUCCUCGUAUAAUUUAAGCAUUUUUAUAUAUAGAGCAGUCGUGUAUAAUUGUAAUAGAUUCCAAUGUACACACAGGUUUUCUCCUCAAAAUUGUGCAAUUAAGUGGAGUAACUGUCGUCGUCGCUUAAAAAAAUAACUACUACUUGAUCAAGAUCGAAUUUAGCGUAGAAUUCUAUUGUUGUGAUAAUUUUCAUAUAAAAAGAUUUUAUAAUCUCAGUCAGGAAUAUAUCCCCAUCUUUUUCUAAUAGAGAUAUAUCCACAGGACACUCUGUAUAAUAAAUAAGCACAACGUAUAGAAAUCGCGCGAACUAUUCGUAUCGUAACUUAAGACUGAACUCAUGCUGCCACUGUUACGUAUUUGACACUUGUUCGACCCGUAUCACCCAUGAUUACCAAAACCGGCGAACGUACGUCAUCGUGCAUCGCCAGAUCCAUUUUCGGAAACCUGCACUGCCGGUGGUGGAAACGGCGAAUCCGAAACUAUGUGAUACGCGUUUUGCUUACCUACGUGAGUGUGUUUCGAGUGUGCCAAUAUCUUCCUUUCUUUUCUCUCUUUUUUUUUUUUUUUUUGUAUUUUUUGUACAUACUGUAGUUCCAGUGCUUUGUGCAUACGCUAUCGUUAAGUAUACGAAAAAUGCGCCCAAACGAAACGAAUCCCGUGUACAUAAUUAAUUAAUGUAAUGUGAGAGACUAUAAUUGUACAAACCGCAAUCGUUGCGAGCACAAUAAAUUUCUAUCUAUACGAUACAGAA